Molecule: messenger RNA, 1983 nt
Organism: Ceratosolen solmsi marchali
Lineage: Eukaryota; Metazoa; Arthropoda; Insecta; Hymenoptera; Agaonidae
Product: gamma-glutamyltranspeptidase 1
Exons: 11
Coding region: 80-1837 (585 amino acids)
Biological process (GO): glutathione catabolic process
Cellular component (GO): plasma membrane
Molecular function (GO): glutathione gamma-glutamate hydrolase
Source: RefSeq, a predicted model, not a curated record
CGCUUACGCUUAGUUAAAAGAUUAGUCGAGACUGCACAUUCAAUGGGACAAGUAGUCGCGAUCGUCUUUCUUCGUUAUUAUGAUCCGGCUUAUUAGAAAAAUAUAUCUGAUCGGUGGAAGUGUAAUAACUACACUUGUUCUGAUAGCUCUUGUCACCGUAAUUGUUAUUAAAAAUAGUCGAUCAGAACUAAAAAAAUCCAAAUUCAUCAGUAAUUCAACCCUGGGAAUUUACGAAAAGGCUGCAGUAUCUUCCAAUGGUCCAGAAUGCGCAGCAGUUGGCAUGAAGAUGUUAAAGCGCAAUGGAUCGGCUGUCGACGCCGCUAUCGCGACUCUUCUCUGCGAGGGCAUCGCCUCCUUACACAGCAUGGGUCUUGGAGGCGGAUUUUUAAUGACAAUUUAUGACGCCACUCAUCAGUCUGUUGUCUUCUUGGAUGCGAGAGAAACAGCUCCGGAAAUGGCUACUGCAACUAUGUUCGGAGGAAACGCCAAUUUGUCUCUAUAUGGCGGACUAUCAAUUGCAGUACCUGGCGAACUAAUGGGAUACUGGGAAGUACAUCAAAAGUAUGGAAAGCUACCAUGGCGAGAUCUUUUUCAACCCUCCAUAGAAUUAUGCAGGACUGGUUCUAUUGUGACAAAAUACCUCGAGGAUAGUUUACAGAACCAAGAACAUUUUAUUAGAUCUGAAAAAACAUUGGCUGAUAUUCUCAUUAAUCCUAAGACGAAUCGACUAUAUGCCGAAGGCGAAAGGAUAAAAAGGCCAAUAUUAGAAAAAACAUUAACGCGCCUAGCCAAUGACGAUGAUCCCUUAAAUCUAUUUUAUAAUGGAACAAUGAGGGAUGAAUUAGUAUUAGACCUGAAGAAUUUCGGUUCGAUUAUCACGAGCCAGGAUUUUACAAAUUAUAGGUAUGCAAAUCAAAUAGUCAAAUGGAAAAAACCGAUAGCGAUAAAUAUUGGAAAAUUAAACGUGUACACAGCACCGCCACCGGGCUCCGGAAUUCUUCUCGCCUUCAUGUUGAAUGUCCUCGAAGAUCUUGUCAUGACAAACAAUGAGAAAGUCUUAUAUCAGCGAAUCAUCGAAGCGUUUAAAUGGGCUUAUGCAAGGAGAACUGAACUUGGUGAUCCUGAUUUUGUUAAUAUAGAGGGCAUGAUUACGAAUUUGACAUCGAAAGAUUAUGCAAAGUCAAUUGAAUUGGCUGUUAUCGAAAAUAGAACAUACGUUGAUCCACAACAUUACGGUGCUGUCACUACAAAUAAAGAUGACCAUGGAACGGCGCACGUGGCAAUAUUAGCUCCGGAUGGUUCAGCCGUAUCAGUCACAUCAACGAUCAAUCAAGUUUUAGGUUCUAAGAGACGAUCACCACAAACUGGAAUAAUCUUCAACGACGAAAUGGAUGACUUUAGUUCUCCUAACAUAACGAAUGGUUUUGGCUUACCACCGUCAAAAAAUAACUUUAUUAUGCCACAUAAAAGACCAUUGAGCUCAAUGACUCCCACAAUAGUGCUAGACGAAAACAAAAAAGUGCGCUUGAUUAUCGGGGCUGCAGGUGGAACUAAGAUAACCACGGCCGUUGCAACGAUUAUAAUUUUGAAUCUUUGGAAGGAUUACAAUAUUAAAGAAGCCAUUGAUACUUACAGAAUUCAUCAUCAACUAUUUCCCAUGCACAUUCAAAAGGAAAAAGGAUUUCCUUCUGAUAUACUUGAUUAUUUAUCAGCGAUCGGCCACAACAUUACGACAUAUACUGGAAUCGGUAGUGCUGUUACGGCUGUGCAUAUAAAAAACGGACGAGUAACUGCUAAUUCCGAUUAUCGAAGGCAGGGAAGUGUAGCAGGAUUUUAACUUACGUAAUAAGGAUAAUACGUUUUGUAAAUAAUUGUAAAACUAGUAGUUCUUUUUUUACCUUGUAUCAAACAUGUUUCGAUAAUUUUGUAAAACCUAAAGCAUUAUCAAUUAUGACAUAUCUCAUCGAUUAAAUUUAGAUAAAU